GAUGAGAGCAGAAAAGGACCGAAGCGGAUGGAACAGCUCCAAUGCAAGCGACAAACUGUUUGUUGGAGGUCUUAGCUGGGAAACCACACAAGAAGCGUUGCAAAGAUAUUUUGCCCGCUAUGGGGAGGUCAUUGACUGUGUGGUUAUGAAAAAUAGUGAAUCAGGCCGAUCCCGAGGAUUUGGAUUUGUAACUUUCUCUGACCCAGCCAAUGUAACAAUAGUGUUGCAGAGUGGACCUCAUCAACUAGAUGGUAGAACGAUUGACCCUAAGCCAUGCAAUCCCAGGACACUUCAGAAACCAAAACGAGCCAGCAGUUACCCCAAGGUGUUUUUGGGAGGCUUGCCUUCAAAUGUGACAGAAACAGAUUUAAGAUCCUUCUUUACGCGAUUUGGCAAGGUUCAGGAGGUUGUGAUUAUGUAUGAUCAAGAAAAGAAAAAGUCUAGGGGAUUUGGUUUCCUCUCCUUUGAGGAUGAUGAUGCUGUUGACCGUUGUGUAUCAGAGCACUUUGUUAACUUGAAUGGAAAACAGGUUGAGAUUAAAAAGGCAGAACCCAGAGAUUCAUCAAAUAAAAUGGGCGGUGACAACUCCUGGGGUCCUCCUCAAGGAGGUCCUCAGAUGGGCAUGGGCGGCGGUGGCAUGGGAAUGGGAGGACCUAAUGGACAAAUGGGAGGCCCCAUGAGUGGCCCUAUGGGACCCAUGGGUGGCCCCAACAUGAUGCAAGGAUACCAAGGCUGGGGCAACACACAGGCUCAGGGCUAUCCUGGCCAAUGGGGCCCAACCUCCAACCAGCCCCCUGUGAAUGCAGGCUAUGGUACUCCAUCAGGCCCAGCUGGAUAUCAGGGAUGGGGCGCUCCUGCCGGACCUCAAGGACAAGGGAUGGCUCCGCAGUGGGGUUCCAAUUACGGCGGUCCACCGCAGCAACAGGGAUACAGCUCCUAUGGACCUCAAGGCGCACCUCAGUCGGGCUACGGACAGAACUGGAACUGGAACAUGGCACAGAAUGGCCCUCCGGCUGGCGGUGCUCCUCAGGGUCCUUCCGGAGCAGGUCCCCAAGCUGACAUGUACUCCAGAGGCACUGGUGCUGGGGCCGCAACACCCUCUGGCCCUGGACCUGCGGCUCCUGGUGCUGGUGGUGCACAGAAGGCUGGUGCAGACUAUGCUGCUAGCUAUGGUUAUGGAAGUGGUGGAUACGGAGCGGACUCAACCAGUUACGGCGCCAACAGGGGCUAUGGUGCUGAUGCGGGAUCCAACUCUAGUGGGGGCGGCUAUGGUUCGAGCCACCCACCCGUCCCAGCAUUCCAAUGGAAAGGCAGUUUUUCAAGUACUGCAGGCACCAAAAUUCUUUGAAGGCGUAAGUAAGGCUGCUCAUAACAUAAAAUUGUCCCAGAACUAAUUAAUUGUUUGGUUUUUCGUAAACCCUGCUCGUUAAUUUGAAUUAGUGCAACACCAGUAGCAAUUGCGUGUUAGUAGUUGAUUGAGGAGGUUAAACGUUGUUUUUCUCUAACCUCAGCGAUAAACUGAUUACCUGCCUAACAAACCAGUCUUUAUCUGCACAUGAUUGAACAAAAUUUACUGAGAGCAAGUAGGAUAGGUCAUCAAGGCUAGGAUACACUGAAGUUAGCUGGAGGCGAACUUUGACUUAAUCAAAACCACCUGGCUUUCACUCCCUUUACCAUGGCCACACAUAACAGCAUGUGGAAAAAAAAGUCACCUACCAUUUAAAUACAAGCUAAAAGACUACUAUCUCUCUUUCUCUGCCUCUUCCUUCUGCUUCAUGCGGGUGAAUUCUUAUAUUUUUGUCUGGAGACGUGCUCACAUACAUGAUAGGAUGAGCUUCUCCAUCCAUCAAGUGUGGACAUUGCAUGGUCAGAAUUCAGAGAUAGGAUCAGAACCAAAUGUUUGGGAGAGAGCCUUUUGUGUCGUGACACAGUGCUGCAUUUACAAGCCAUUCCUGCUAACCUUUGUUCCUGCUUCUUUUGUCCUCAAGCUAACUCACGGAAAUGCUCUCCAAACAUCAGAGUUCUUGUCAGCAGUAAGUUCUCAUAAAUGUUUAAUUUUAAUGGACUAUUAGAAUGGAAUUACUAAAUUCUGUGCCUUUUUCCUCUUGCGCUGCAUGAAUGAACUUGAAAAUUGUAUCUUUCUUUGUCAACUUGGCUGAAAGUGGGAAAAAGUGCAUGCUUAUCUCUUCUUGCUCUCCCCCUCAAUUAAUAUAUCAUGAGUAGUACUGGUGAAAGUGUCUUGAAUGUAAUGCAUGCUGGUGUUGCUAUAACAGACAUUUGUAUUUUUUUGGAAAACAGGAAUAAAAAGACAAAAAUAGCAAAAACAAACAAACAAUUCUUAUACCUAUAUUUGGCUUUGGUUAAACUGUUGCUUACACAAUUUGAUUUCCUUCAAAUAAUGCAUCGAAUCUUAUCUAGAUUCCAGCUGUCAGUGGGUUGGCCUGGUUUCUCUUCUUUUUACAAUAUUUAACUUUUAGCAUUAAUGGCACUUCUGUAAAAUUUCUUAAUAGCAUUCUUAAUGCAUUGAUGUGGACAUCUGCUCAAGUUCAUUCAUGUCAACUUGCUAUAUUUGUUUUACAUUUUACAACCAGGCCAAACGGCUGCUACAAAUUUUGUGUGUGAUGCGUGUGCAACAGGUCAGGGUGACGGGCAGGGAGCAUCAGGAGGCUACACGGCUGGGCCUGGCCCUCAACGAGGAGGCAACUACAAUGCCCCUACUCAAACCCAGAGUUUCCACCCCUAUAGACGGAUGUAAGCCUUACAUGUCAAGUGUUCUCAU
Molecule: messenger RNA, 2779 nt
Organism: Thrips palmi
Lineage: Eukaryota; Metazoa; Arthropoda; Insecta; Thysanoptera; Thripidae
Gene: Hrb27C
Product: heterogeneous nuclear ribonucleoprotein 27C
Exons: 11
Coding region: 2-1348 (448 amino acids)
Molecular function (GO): RNA binding
Source: RefSeq, a predicted model, not a curated record